Messenger RNA from Ctenopharyngodon idella (grass carp), 1038 nucleotides. Its product is annotated as CD59 glycoprotein-like. Lineage: Eukaryota; Metazoa; Chordata; Actinopteri; Cypriniformes; Xenocyprididae. Bases 102 to 665 code for a protein of 187 amino acids. The transcript is spliced from 5 exons. The record is from RefSeq and is a predicted model, not a curated record.
AUGUGCCUACUUUCAUUUUCUCAUGAAGAUCCUCCCCUUUUGAUAAGCUAUAUAAUGGGCACUGAAACAGGUGCAUAAUUACAUUCACCUCCUGAUCAAAGAUGGAUCUGCAAAUCUCAGUUUUUCUUCUCUUCAUUCUUUUCACUGCAGGACACUCUCUCAGCUGUUAUGAGUGCAAGGGUCUGAACGGUUCUUGUGCAGAUCAAACGGUACAAACUUGUCAUAGUGGAUAUUCUCAGUGCAUGAGUUCAACAGGAGUAUCAAAAUUUGGUGAGGUUAGUGGUAAAGUGAAGACUAAAGAUUGUGCUUUUGCCUGUCAAAGUGGGUCCUUGAACUUAGGAUAUAUAAAGACAACUACUUCCUGCUGUGACACAGACAAGUGUAACCUCCAAGAUGCUCCAGAUCCCUCUGACAUCCCCAAUGGAAAGACAUGUUACUCCUGUGAUAUUCAGAGCUGCACAAACACAUUGAUCUGUUCAGGGGACGAAGACCACUGCAUUCAAAUAACAUCAACUUUUGGAGGCCAGUCAACGGUGCUAAAAGGCUGUGCCUCUAAAUCACUUUGUGAUGGCAUAGAAUUUGAUCUUGGUGUUGCGAGCUUCGCAUGUUGUAAGGGGAACCUGUGUAAUGGUGCUCAGAGUGUCAACCAGAGAUGGGAGCUCUAGCACAAUUCUAUGGCGAGUCGAUCAUGCUGUGGAUAACCUACUGAAGGAGACAGUUGUGUACUUUUAUGUGAGAGAAGGGGUACGUUGCCACCACAGACUUGUGACACCAACGUCUAAGAAGUACAUCGCCACCACAAAAAAUUAAUCUUACUCUCGUUUUUUUUUUUCUAGCUUUUCUUAUCUUUCCUUUGUUAUGUUUCUUAUCAAUCAUUGUUAACUUUUUCUUUUACUUUCCUGUAUUCUGAUGACAUUGAAUAUAUUCUUGAUAUAUAUUGUGUAGCUAUUAUAUACAAAGUUGUAUGUUAUUGUCAUCUAUUGUUUACAAGCAUAAUAAAAAAAAUGUAUUAAAACUAUUUACUCACUUUCUCCUGGA